Molecule: messenger RNA, 345 nt
Organism: Sesamum indicum (sesame)
Lineage: Eukaryota; Viridiplantae; Streptophyta; Magnoliopsida; Lamiales; Pedaliaceae
Source: RefSeq, a predicted model, not a curated record
AUGACAUCCUCGUUUGGUACAUCUAUUGAGCACAUAACUGCAGUCAAAGCUUAUCUCGAUCGCUUAUUCACCAUCAAGGAUUUGGGUGUCGCCAAAUACUUCUUGGGGCUGGAAGUAGCUCGCUCUUCUCAAGGUAUCAUUGUCACUCAAACUAGAUACAUCAAGCAUAUUGUGAUGGACACUGGUCUGCUUCAUGCUCGUGCUGCGACCACCCCUCUACCUCCCGGUAUUAAAUUUACAGAGGAUGCAGGCGCUCAGCUUCCUCACCCUGAACUUUACCGUCGUCUUGUUGGGAGGCUUCUCUAUCUCAAUUUCACAAGACCGGACACUUCCCAUGCUUGCUAA